CUCCCCAAUCCCAGGCACUCUUCGUCGAUCAGCUCCUUUAGUGUCGAAUCGUGGGUUAACAUUAUCAUCGUCAUGGCCCUUGGCAGAGGACUGUUGUGGGGCUUUUCUGGCCCUUGUGUGCUCCUGCUUCUCCUUCAGCUCGGCGUCCUGGCAGAAGGGCGAAUCUACCAAAAGCGACGCAUGUCCGAGAUCGAGACCUUCCGGCAGGGGGCGCUGGAGGUGUGCGUGGAGCCCUUCUCUCAGAGGGCGCGGGUGGACCUCCGGCUCAAGGUGAUGAACCGCGGAUCGGCGAAGGUGGUUCCCGUCGGCAUCGUCUCCCUCAGGAAGAACCAGCUGUCGGACGGCGCCCAACACACCGUCACUGCCAACCACUUCGUCGAGGAGGGGGAGCACAAGAUGAUCGUGUUAGUCGAUGGCACUUACACACCUUACGAAAAGACUCAAGUUUACGCCCCCAGUGAUGAAUACGUAUUUUACGGAUUCAGCAUAUCUCUCAGGGGACGCGCUAAUAUUACUCAGUGUAAUGUGACGCCGAAAACGACAACGACAACUACAACUACGACAACCUCAACGACAACACCUCGUCCAGCUCCAACCACCACGACUACCCCGGCCGGCACGACAACUACAGAACGACCAACGGUUAACGAAACGCGUCUCUUUAGAAAAAUAAACCAGAACGGGAUGGGCCGACAGUUGACAGGACCCACGGAAAAUGAUGACAUGACCUUUGAUGACCCUUCUGAGGAAGUUGUGCCGUCGGUUGAGGCAGGGACUGAGUCAACCAUUCAGACUAAUGCAACAUCGGAGAGGGAAGAAUGGUGGGACUUCGUGUGGAAGAUGGGGAACUUCAAGGGCGUUCCCGUCCUGCUCCUGCUGAUCGUCACCCUCAUCGUCGGGCUCGUCCUCGGCGCCCUCUGCACGCUCUGCUGUGAGGUCUACUUCAGCAGGAGGAGAGACGUCGACAAGGGCCACGAGGUCGACCGCAAGUUCUCCAACUACACGAGCUUCCGGCCGGACUACUACCCGAGGCUCUCCACCACCACGACCCUCACCAGCACCCUCAACAACGCCCGCGUCGACAACGAGGCCAACCACAGCAACCCACUGAGCCAAUGUCCGCCGCCCUCGCCCCCGUGCUCGUCCCCGGCAGACACCUACAGCAUGCCCCACGAUGCCCACCGGGAACGCGCGGGCUCGGUGUCCGUCCACGACGAGACCCUCCCGCUGAACUACCCGCUGACGUACCCGGACCGCGACCCACAGAACUCCAAACUCCUGCACACGUUCGGCGGCCAGUCCUACCGGGAGUCGGAGUACCAGUGAGUCCUGCGGGGAGAGACUGGUACCUCGGAGUCCCAGAGGAGGAUCGGGAGGUACCAAGAGCAGGAAUGAUCGUCAUGGAAGACCUCACAUGCAAGAAGGGAGUCGUUCCAUCGCGCCGAUUGUACGCUGUGACGUCUUUGUCAGUGUGUUUCACCGCUGUUGAUUCCCUUUAACUGGUGCUAAAGUGUCGUGUGAUCAAGCGACGUUGGAAUUGUGAUGUUAGGGUUAGGGUUUACUGGUUUUCGACGAAGGGAUCUGUUUUAAUUCCAGUGAAAUGAGCUGGAAUAUCGAUGGAUUUGGCCAGCGAGGCGGAAGGAGAGCAACCUGGUAUACUCUGAAAUUCUCAUGUUUAGGAGUAUUCUAGUCAAAAGAAGGGGAAAUGCGGCUUUUUGGAUGGAAUAUUUCGGUGGAAUGUUUAUCUACAAGAAACAUGUAUUUGUGGAAGCUAUAGAAUAAUAUGAUCUGACUUAUGAUGACUGUCAUGAUUUUAGUUCACUGGUAUCUGUCUGUGAUUUGCAAAGUAAAUGAUUUAUGCAAGAGAGAGAGAGAGAGAGAGAGAGAGAGAGAGAGAGAGAGAGAGAUGCAUCUAAAUUUUCUGUGAUAAAUAGAGAAAAUAUGCCUAUUUGUAGACUUUUGGUCCGUAUAUCAACUUUCAUUGUAAAAGAAUCAUUAGCUGAUGUAUUAAAAUCAAUAAAAAGGUUAUAAACAUU
Molecule: messenger RNA, 2036 nt
Organism: Penaeus vannamei (Pacific white shrimp)
Lineage: Eukaryota; Metazoa; Arthropoda; Malacostraca; Decapoda; Penaeidae
Source: RefSeq, a predicted model, not a curated record